This is a messenger RNA of Candidozyma haemuli, 711 nucleotides long. Its product is annotated as 2',3'-cyclic-nucleotide 3'-phosphodiesterase. The record is from RefSeq and is a predicted model, not a curated record. Lineage: Eukaryota; Fungi; Ascomycota; Pichiomycetes; Serinales; Metschnikowiaceae. Gene Ontology annotation, biological process: cyclic nucleotide metabolic process. The transcript has a single exon. The coding region runs from base 1 to 711 and encodes 236 amino acids. Gene Ontology annotation, molecular function: 2',3'-cyclic-nucleotide 3'-phosphodiesterase activity.
AUGGGUUCUCUCAACACAGUGUUCCCAGGCCUGCCUCCUCGGUUCGAGCCUCACAUCACCAUCUCCACCAACUUGGCAGUGGACUUGGCCAAUCCCAAAGACGAUGUUAACAAGAUCCUCUCUCUGUGUGCUGCAGCACUUUCGCUGCUUCCGAAAGCUGCCAAUCAUGAACACUGGAUCCGCUUGGGCCGGGUGAACAGCCAGAGGAAGUACUUCCAGAAACUCUACUUCCAGGUACUUGACGAGCCAACGCUUUUCUCGUUUGCACGUAUCGUGCAAGAGCUCUUUGUCUUGUUACCAGCAAAGACAGACGCUGAACAUAAACAGAAGAACCCACACUUGUAUCAUAAAGACCACAGCGGGAACCUUGUGAGACGAAAACCUCUGACCAAGUCCAAGGAGCCAGCACGUGAAGUGGAAGUGGACGUGGGAAAGCUCCAGCGGGAACUGGCCCAGGAGGCUGCCGCUUGGGCUGUGGGUGAAUACAACCCACACCUUUCUCUUGUCUACAGUGAUCUUUACCCCAUUGACAAUGCCUUGUGGCAUACUAUUCGCCUGCGUGUGCUGGACUACUUGGGUAUUGACAAUUGUGACCUGGACUCAUGGAAUGAGGAGGGUAACGGUCUUUCCUGGGACGGUGGAGUGUUGAAGUUGGUGCUCUGUGAGGGCGACGUCAACGAGUGGGUUGUACUUGGUUCUGUGGAUGUUUAA